Messenger RNA from Debaryomyces fabryi, 1017 nucleotides. RefSeq names its product NADPH:quinone reductase. Gene Ontology annotation, molecular function: quinone reductase (NADPH) activity; zinc ion binding. The record is from RefSeq and is a predicted model, not a curated record. NCBI's taxonomy places the organism in Eukaryota, Fungi, Ascomycota, Pichiomycetes, Serinales, Debaryomycetaceae. The transcript has a single exon. Gene Ontology annotation, biological process: cellular response to oxidative stress. Bases 1 to 1017 code for a protein of 338 amino acids. Gene Ontology annotation, cellular component: cytoplasm.
AUGUCCACAACUGAACUUCCAAGUACUCAAAAGGUAGUUCUUUUUGAAGAGAACAGUGACUCGCUCGAUGUUAUAAAAUUUACAGACUUCGAUACUCCAAAGAUUACUUCCUCUAAUGAUGUUAUUAUUAAAAAUAAGUUUGCUGGGGUAAAUUUCAUUGACUCAUACUUUCGUAAGGGUGUCUAUCCGUCCCAAAAGCCUUUUAUAUUUGGUAGAGAAGCCGUUGGUGUAGUUGCUGCAAUUGGAGACAAGGUGACCAAAUUCUCUGUUGGAGAUAAAGUUGCUUAUUUGUCAGGGUCUACUUUUGCUCAGUAUACCAAUUUGACUGACUCCUACGUUCAGAUAUUAAAGUUGGAUCCUAGCACUUCAGACGAGAGUCUCAAAUUCUAUGCAGCAUCAUUGUUACAGGGUUUAACAGCACUCACGUUCAUCCACGAAGCUUACAACGUUCAGAAAGAUGACUAUGUCUUGGUCUGGGCAGCAGCUGGUGGUGUUGGUAAUAUCUUAACUCAAUUGAUUUCGAAGAGAGGUGCCCAUGUUAUUGCCAUUGCAUCAACUGAAGAGAAAUUGGCAUUGGCUAAAAAUAAUGGUGCUGAAUAUUUAGUAAACCACCUCACGGAUGAUAUUGUCGAGAAAGUGAAGGAUAUUACCAAUGGUAAAGGGGUGAAUGCAUCAUUUGAUAGUGUUGGAAAGGAUUCGGCAGAGAUAUCUCUUGCUUCUUUAGCAAGGAAGGGUACAUUUGUCAGUUAUGGUAACUCGUCUGGAGUUGUUCCACCAUUAUCUAUAAACAGAUUAUCACCAAAGAACUUGACUGUGUUAAGACCUCAAUUAAUGGGAUACAUUACCACAAGUGAAGAAUGGGAACAUUACGUUCGUUUGUUAUUCAAGUUAAUCGAUUCUGGAGAUUUGAAGAUUGAUCUUCUGAAGACAUAUCCAUUAUCUGAAUAUAAACAAGCUACCUCUGAUUUGGAAGGAAGAAAGACCACUGGUAAACUCGUUUUAGAAGUUCCACAGUAA